Neoarthrinium moseri is the source of this 2610-nucleotide messenger RNA. RefSeq lists its product as uncharacterized. Bases 1 to 2610 code for a protein of 869 amino acids. Lineage: Eukaryota; Fungi; Ascomycota; Sordariomycetes; Amphisphaeriales; Apiosporaceae. The record is from RefSeq and is a predicted model, not a curated record. The transcript is spliced from 5 exons.
AUGGCGACUAAGCAUACCCGAAGCCUGCCAGCCUCAUCCCAAAAGCCACCCGCAGGGCUGGCAAGGGUUCUGAACUCAGAAGACAACCACGAUUCAGCCUAUAUCUCAAACACAACUGCAGACUCGGGGAUUGGAGUUCAUGCCACCGAGCCUUUGUCAAGGAAGCCCGAUCCUUUGAACCUGCCGAACACUGAAUUAAUCGUUCCACAUGGACCUUUGAAAACGCCACCUGUCGUGCUCCCAAACACGGUGCGCGACCACACAACCGACCAGCUCGCGCCCGGCGGAGACGAGUACCUGCCGCGUGUGGUAGACGAAGCUGGCGAGAAAAAGGUAACGCCAAAUGGUUGUUUGCUUGGCAACCGCGAGUACCGCUGUAAAACUUUCCUGGUGCCUAAUCGGGGCGAUAAGCUAUUUAUGCUAGCGGCCGACUGCGCCAAAGUCCUUGGCUAUAGGGAUAGCUAUCUCAUGUUCAACAAGAACAGGUCACUCUAUAGGAUCAUUACAAAUCAAUUCGAAAAGGAUAAUUUGCUGAACCAAGAAAUCCUUCCGAUUUCGUACCGAUCCCGACAGAUUGCCAUCGUCACGGCACGAUCCAUGUUCCGACAAUUUGGAAGCCGAGUCAUCGCCAACGGUCGCAGGGUAAAAGAUGACUACUGGGAAGGGAAAGCUCGCAGCCAAGGCUUUACCGAAGCGGACCUGGCGGGUGGGACGAGACCAUCGGCUUUCAUGGCGCGUGAGAUUGUUAACCCCGGUGAUGGAGUCCAUACUUACGACUAUAAUCUAGGCAGCAACUCUGGCGAAAUAGUUGAUACUGAACCCCUAGACCAGGUUCAUGGCCUUGCGGGAUCUCGCCCUCUUUAUCCACGAUCUAUGGGAGCUCCAAUUUCAGACUUGAACGACGACCGCGAGAAAGAUUAUAACCCACACCACGGCGUUACAGGUCGUGCUCAUAAGGAAUUCAGUGCCUUGUCUGAGACCUAUGAUGAGGCCCACUAUGCUGCUGAUUUCAGUCGUUCCUCUAGUUUUGAGAUACGGAGGAGCUACAUGCAGAACCUGUGGCAGAGAACGGUUGGGCAACCUACCACAUCACCUGUUGGUGAUUCGAAGUUGCAGCUAGCUCACUCCUAUAUACCAAUUAACCAUGGUCCAACUAGUAGUGUGCCUCCAGCGCAGUCUCAGGAUCUCCUAGGGCAGGGAAUCUUGGAAGGUCGUCGAAUACACACGUCUACACUUCGAAAAGCCAUGCAUUAUACUGUGCAGCACGAUCCUCUUCAUGUAUCGCAAGAAGAGUCGCCCACUUCUGAUAGGGUCAAAGGAAAAGACUCCAAAGAGAUACAGGGUCCCACGUCACAUGGUCCCACACCAAAUGAACACACUGGGAAGGAUAGCACAUAUACUCCUAUAAGCAGAGGUGGAAUUCACUCUUACUGCAAUUCGUCGGAUGAAGAAGCGAGUACAUCAGAUCCCAGUGAGAGCACUUCGGAUGAAACGCAAAGAAGGUUGAAUUCGCAAAUCGUGGAUUCUAUAAUGCGCAGCUUAUGUGCUGCCAUUGACAGGAAGGUGACUGAGUUCCGUAAUAGAGGGGCAGACAGCAAUGGUCAGGCGUCGGGCUCUGACGAUCAAAUAAACAUAAAUGAGUCAGGGUCGGCCACCAUGACCACCACUGAAGGUAGAGGUCGUGCAUCUAACAAUACCACUAGCAAGCGGCGAAGGGGGCAAGAAAAGCAAGAUGACGAUGAAAGCGACCAUGAAUCAAGUAACAAGAGAGCUAAGGAAAUACCGAGGGAUAGGCGCGAGGUAUACACCGAGAGGAGGUUUGCCUGUCCGUACUUCAAAAGAAAUCGUCGAAAGUAUCGCCAAUGGACUGGCUGCCCCGGGCCAGGUUGGGACGAAGUUCACAGAGUCAAGUGCAAAGAGCCUCCAUGUGCGGUGCAGCAAAACCUCACUGUAUUAGACGGAUUUACAGAGGAGCAAGAGAAACGCCUUCGGAGUAGGAAGAGGCUCAGCCCCGAAAUGACAGAAGAGCAGAAGUGGAACCAUAUCUACGACAUUCUGUUUCCUGAUGACGAUCCCAUCUUGAGACCUAGCCCCUAUGACCUUGGUGGCUUCGAGGGGUUCGCUCGCUUCGUCCGUCGCGAACUACCUGGCCUUGUGCGGCGCGAGCUCGAAAUCCUCUUUCAAGACGAUUUGUACGGCCUGGGAGAAAGAGUGCGACCGCAAUUACAAAAAAUCAUACUUGAUUUUCAACCGCGGCUUAUGCAAUUAUACCAAGAGCACCAAGACGUACCAGAGCAAGCCCCAGCACCGGAAUUUCCGGCCUCGCGAACGUCAAUUGCUAACAAUACUACCAUGCAAGGCGCUGGUGACGAGCAUGUAGGCCAACAAUUGACAGCGACUUCACUUGCUGCCGUUGGCGGGGACUUCUGGGAGCUUAAUAGUUGGCAAGAGACCCUUGGCGUCAGAGAAGGUCACGAUCUCACGCCCCCAGGGUCUAUUCCUGACGAGCACCUACCAGACGCUGGCGCUUUGUUCGAUUUCGAUGAUGCUCUAGAUGGUUUAUUUCGGCUCCCUCCGCAAUCAUCGGCCAUUGAGUCAAAGCAUUAUUAG